Messenger RNA from Marasmius oreades (fairy-ring Marasmius), 684 nucleotides. RefSeq lists its product as uncharacterized. Bases 1 to 684 code for a protein of 227 amino acids. Lineage: Eukaryota; Fungi; Basidiomycota; Agaricomycetes; Agaricales; Marasmiaceae. The transcript has 3 exons. The record is from RefSeq and is a predicted model, not a curated record.
AUGUGCGAAGUCUCUAAACAACGUCUGUACCCUCACUGGUCAUACAAGUAUCAUGACUAUAUGUGGGAUGAUCUACCUCCUUCUUCACUGCCAUCCGACUGGGAUACCUUUGACUCGUGUGAUGUAGAUGCAGCGGUACCACCAUCUCAACACCUUUCAACACGGAAAAAGGACCAGAGCACUUUGGACAAGAUGUCUAUACCCGCUCAUGAAAAACAAACAGAGUUCCAGUUCGAUUCUCAAUCAAGCAACGAGGUGGAAGAGCAGCUGUGCACCCUUAGUAGUGGGGGAGAUGUCGAAGAUUUAGCUUCAUGUAACGAGGUGGAGGCCCUGCUUAGGCUUGAGGACCUUCCUGCACACGAUCUCCUCGAAGAUUUGACGAAUCAGCACACCUCAAUACUCUCAAAAGCGGAUUCUCCCUCUGGAGGAGAUCCCAUCAAACCAGUCAUUGAUGAUCGUAAAGAGCACAGGAGGCAGCGUCGAUUCACCCACAUGGAAGAAGACCAGCGACGUGUAUGCGCACGACAACAGGCCAAGGAGUAUUACCAUCGCAACGCUGACGCUGUAAGAGAAAGAAGGAAACAAAAGCGAGAGGCAAACAACAGAAAACUCGAUGAGCUGCCAGAAGAAGACCGCUCUCAUAUUCUGGCAGAACGGCGAAAGAAGCAGAGAGAAUAUGGGUGA